Messenger RNA from Ruditapes philippinarum (Manila clam), 788 nucleotides. RefSeq lists its product as uncharacterized. Gene Ontology annotation, molecular function: nucleic acid binding. Bases 144 to 788 code for a protein of 214 amino acids. NCBI's taxonomy places the organism in Eukaryota, Metazoa, Mollusca, Bivalvia, Venerida, Veneridae. The record is from RefSeq and is a predicted model, not a curated record. The transcript has 5 exons.
CUUUGACCCACUCAUUCACAACGCCCAUCAAUAUGCAGAUCUUGGAUCCUCACAGCAAUGUGAACAUGCUAACAAAGAGGUCACGCUUAGGGCCCCAAAAUGUCACUAUUAUGGAAAUACCAAAAGCUUAGACUACCGUAUUCAUGCGACUGCAGCCUUCAUCAACGAGGGUAGAUCCUACAUAUCUAAGUUGUUCCAUAGUCCUAGAAGAUUUUACAACUAUAUUACUAACUGUGAAUAUUCAUAAGGGAUAUUCUAAAGCUGGUUUGUCACCAGGAGUACAUACUAAAAAGUAUGCUGACAAAUGCAUGAAGCGGAGAUUAUACAAGCAGGAGAAAGCAAAAUUACCGUCAACAAAACGGAGGCGUCUAUUUCUUAAGAAAGAACGAGCUAUAUGUCAAGGAGCUAAUGAGGCCUUGGAGGGUGUGUCCUACCAGUCAGGAAUUGGUCACGAAGUAAAUGUUGAUGUGGAAAAGCUGCCAGAUCCUAUUCCUCGUGGCAACUUGCAGCCAGUUGAAAAACUUCUGUCUGUUGGUGGUGGUAUCAUGCCACAUAUUACACAAAUAGCUGCAGUAAACAUACAGUCUGGUCAGAAGUUCAACUCCUAUGUUAUACCCAGAUUACCAAUUACAGCAGAGGCACAGACUAUCACAGGCAUUUCCAUGGCGGACAAUAAUACAAUGAAAGUAAAUGGAAGCAUUGUUGAAGCUGUUCCCAUUCAAACAGCUCUGCAAAAUCUCUGUGUCUGGCUUGAGAAGUUUUCUCAUGGUUCCUUUGUGGCCAAAUAA